AUGAGGCUGUAAAGACUGAGCUGUUCUCUGUCUCUUACUGAACGCUCCUUCUGCAAGAACAGGAAGAUUGUGAGGUGAGGAGAAAGCCAGGAAUAUCAGUCCACCAGAAAAAUACAGAAAAAGUAAGGAUGCAGCCAGAAGAGCUUGAGUCAUUGGCGACGCUUCAGCCUCCAAAUGCAUUCGUCACCCCAGCAUACCUGGAUUUUUUCAACUCAACAGAGUGGGAUCUAGUCUACUCCAUCAUUCCACCGUACAUCUUCACCGUGUGCUUGACAGGAAUUGUGGGAAAUUUUUUCGUAUUGCUAGUGUUUCUGCUCCAGGGAAGCCGCUGGUCCGUGCCUGAGAUCUAUCUUGGUAAUCUGGUGCUGGCUGACCUCCUCCUACUAGUCUGUCUGCCGUUUUGGGCCAUGAACAUCCUGAACUAUUUCAUGUGGUCUUACGGAGAGAUCAUGUGCAAGGUGGUCAACCUCUCCAUCAACGUCAACAUGUACACCAGCAUCUACAUGCUAGUGAUGGUGAACGUGGACCGCUACCUCGCGCUCGCCUUGACCAUGAAGGCCAUGUGGCUUCGUCGGAAAAGCUACGCCAAAUUCAUUUGUGUCGUUCUUUGGCUGUUCGGUGUGGGAAUGGGAGCUUCGACAGUCUGCAUACGAAAACUGAAAGAUAUUCCAGGUCACCAAGCCGUCGAAUGCCACCUGGAUUAUCCCAACACAAGUUGG
Molecule: messenger RNA, 719 nt
Organism: Sinocyclocheilus grahami
Lineage: Eukaryota; Metazoa; Chordata; Actinopteri; Cypriniformes; Cyprinidae
Product: B1 bradykinin receptor-like
Exons: 2
Biological process (GO): cell chemotaxis; positive regulation of cytosolic calcium ion concentration; immune response
Cellular component (GO): membrane; external side of plasma membrane
Molecular function (GO): C-C chemokine binding; C-C chemokine receptor activity; bradykinin receptor activity
Source: RefSeq, a predicted model, not a curated record